CCCGCCCCCAGCGCCUGGGACGCCGAGCCCGGGCGCUCCGAAGGCUCGUGGAGCCCGCCUCGAGCCGCGGCCGUGCACUCGUGAAGCGAACUCGGGGCCGCCCUGACCACGAGCCGGGCGCCGGGGCCGCCCCGAUCCGCACCGGCCGGCCUGCCCCCUGCCAGGCGCCAACAGCUUGCGGCGCCUUCUCGGACGUUGCUCGGCGGGGGAUGCAGGGAGCCGCGGCGCUAAGGCCUUGAGCGGAGAAGAACGUCUAGAAGACAGUGAGGCUGGCACGAACAGCCGAAUCGUUGAGGAAGAUACGGCCGAGGGUCAACUGCGUCAGAAAAUGAAGGAGAGGUGCUGUCCCUGAGGUCAGCCUGAGCACAAAGAGAAGGUCCCUUGAUACCCAUCUGGAAGCCACCCUAAGGUUGCGCCUUACCCAAGAUUCCACACUUCUCUCGCGGUCAGUUCUUGAUGGAUUUCACUCCUGGAUGCUGGCGACUCCUGGGCAGGAGACAUGGCUCUGAUCAGGCCGGGGUUUGGAAACCAGGAUCUGUGUCUGCUCAAGAGAAGAAGUUUCCUGCUGUUGAAACUCACUGCUGUUGUCUUUGCCACGGUUCUAUUUUGUGAAUUUUUAAUCUAUUACUUGGUGAUCUUUCGAUGUGAUUGGCCUGAGGUGAAAACUCCGGCUCAUGAGAGUGGACAAAAGACUUUGAAAGCCAUGUUUUUGGCUGAUACCCACUUGCUUGGGGAAGUACGAGGCCAUUGGCUAGACAAAUUACGAAGGGAAUGGCAAAUGGAGAGAGCUUUCCAGACGGCUCUGUGGUUGUUGCAGCCUGAAGUUGUCUUCAUUCUAGGGGACAUCUUUGAUGAAGGGAAGUGGAGUUCCCCCCAGGCCUGGGCAGAUGAUGUGCAGCGAUUUCAGAAAAUAUUCAGACACCCACGUCACGUGCAGCUGAAGGUGGUUGCUGGCAACCAUGACAUUGGCUUCCACUAUCAGAUGAGCACAUACAAAAUAAAACGAUUUGAGAAAGUUUUCAACCCCAAAAGGCUGUUUUCUUGGAAGGGAACAAAUUUCGUGAUGGUCAACAGCGUUGCCCUGGAAGGGGACGGCUGCCACAUCUGCUCUGAAGCAGAAGCUGAACUCCUGGAAAUUUCUCACCAACUGAAUUGCUCCCGUGAGCAGGAACAUGGCUCCGGCCCCUGCCAAGAUGUGCUGCUGCUGCCCGUGUCCGCCCCGGUGCUCCUGCAGCAUUUCCCACUUUACCGGAGGAGCGAUGCUAAUUGUUCUGGGGAGGAUGCUGCACCUCUGGAAGAGCGGGGCAUCCCCUUUAAGGAGCGGUACGAUGUGCUUUCCCGGGAGGCCUCUCAGCAGCUACUUUGGUGGCUGCAGCCACGUCUCAUCCUGAGUGGCCACACGCACAGUGCCUGCGAGGUGCUCCAUGGGGCGGGAAUCCCCGAGAUCAGCGUGCCAUCUUUCAGUUGGAGGAACAGAAACAACCCCAGCUUCAUCAUGGGCAGUAUGACGCCCACAGAGUACGCCCUUGCCAAGUGCUACCUGCCUCACGAGACUACCGUUCUGGCCACAUACUGUGUAGCCGCUGCGCUCCUGGUGGUCCUCCUGUUAGUCCACUCCAGACUUCUGCCCUCACCUUUUCUUUUUGGCUGGAACCUGCUCAGAAAAUUUAAGACAACGUAAAGAGCAGGAGACUUGUGUAUUUUGUCAUAAGUACAAAGCCAAAGAAACUGGACCUUGGGCAGGGCUCACGGGAGAUGAGAUCAAAGGAGGCGGUCUUUAUACACAUCACGGAAACUGUAAAUCACUGAUGCAAAUUCCUGCAGAAUAAAUAGUUGACGGUACUGUUCUCAUGCUAUAAAAAUGGAACGUGUACUCUACAACAAGUCUUGUCUCAUUUUAUCAAAUAUAUGUAUAAUCAAAGAUCGUGUCUGUACAGUAUGUAAAAGCUAUUAAAGUCAUCACUUGCAUGCACUAGGCUGUCCUACCUUCCCGAGGAUGGAGCCGGCGGCCCGGGAACACACUCAGGGUUGUGUGUGCACAAACACUGGGUUUGCUUCUGUCCCCUUAUGAAGUGGUCCACAAACUCCUAUUAUAUAUGAUAAAGCUGUACACUUAAAAUAAUAAAAGUACAGAUGUUACAAGCAGGAA
Mustela lutreola (European mink) is the source of this 2149-nucleotide messenger RNA. It is a transcript of the gene MPPE1, whose product is annotated as metallophosphoesterase 1. Gene Ontology annotation, cellular component: endoplasmic reticulum-Golgi intermediate compartment. The transcript is spliced from 11 exons. The record is from RefSeq and is a predicted model, not a curated record. NCBI's taxonomy places the organism in Eukaryota, Metazoa, Chordata, Mammalia, Carnivora, Mustelidae. Bases 500 to 1681 code for a protein of 393 amino acids. Gene Ontology annotation, molecular function: phosphoric diester hydrolase activity. Gene Ontology annotation, biological process: endoplasmic reticulum to Golgi vesicle-mediated transport; GPI anchor biosynthetic process.